AAAACUAACCCGGACACUAACACCGAAAAUUGAGGGGAAGAAAGCAGCGAGCUCUUCAGAAACAGGUGCCAGAGACUUGGGAGGAGAGAAACCCAAGAAGGGCCACCUGCAAGAGCUCUGGUACAAGCGUUUUUGGGAAAAACACUGUCCUCUGAGGUAUAAAAAUGGAGCGAGCCACUGGAUCAGGGUGCUGGAGGAGGAGACGACAGGCCGGAUCCUGGAUGUGGGGGACCUGAAGGCUCUCCUGGGAAAGGUUGUGGGGAUGGAAACAAUGCUGGACAUAUUUGAGCAGGCUGGCUUUGACAGAAACCAUGCCCAGUCUCCAGCAGUGGACGGUGGGCCGUUUGAUAACGUGCGUGGGGUUGUUUGGACUGCUCUGCGAGCCCUGUAUCCCACACGACCGGACAUAACGACCUUAACGGUACCGCCGUUAAAAGACAAUGAACCACCGGCAACAUAUAUCCACACGCAGUUGCGCAGGUGGAGAUUGAUAACUGAAAGGGACGUACAGGCAGAUCCCAUAAUGACCACCCUCUUCCGCAAAGCCAUCCGGGAGGGGAUGUCACAGGAAGUGGGGCGCCGCCUCGAUGAGGUGGUGGGACUGAACACCAUGACACACAGAGAAUUUGUGGAUCUUGUGGUGCACGCUGUAGAAAGGCAGCGGAAAGAGGGGGAAAAGCUGGAAGAUCAAACAAAAGACAUUCAAAGGAAGCUACUGCAGUUGCAGCUGGAGGAGCUGAAAGCCAAAGAAAAAAAGGCGAGAGAAAUAAAAGAACUGGAUAAAGAGAGAGAGGCGAAAAAAGUGGCAUCUGUGAAAAUACAGAAUAUGGACAAUGAAUUCUUUGACUUUGAAGCCACCCCCCCGCCUGAACCAUGGAGCAGCCUGAUGGUGCCCCAGCCGACGGUGACCUACAACUUCUCCGGCAUCCCUCACCCAGUGGCCAUGCAAGAUACAAAAGAGCAGUGCAUAAGCAACAGCAUGAAACUGCUGGAGAAACUGGCAAAGGGGGGACACAAGGUGUCCAGGAAGAAGCUGCAGCUCUGCUCUCAGGAGGUGGAGUACUUGGGAAGAUCCAGGGAGACGGGGAGAGCGGAGGGACUGCAGGCACUGACACCAUUCCAGGGAGCAACAGCACCAACAGUGCCCCUGCGGGUCCAGUACGAGAAUCGCAAGCCGGCUUUCCAGUGGAGUGACAUGCAGACCGCGUACUCUGGAUUGGAAGAUAUACCAGGAGCCCACCAACUACGAGGACUGCGGCAAAUCAUCGUGCUAUGA
Molecule: messenger RNA, 1276 nt
Organism: Anguilla anguilla (European eel)
Lineage: Eukaryota; Metazoa; Chordata; Actinopteri; Anguilliformes; Anguillidae
Exons: 5
Coding region: 263-1276 (337 amino acids)
Source: RefSeq, a predicted model, not a curated record